CACCACGUGAUUUUAAAAAAUGGAAAAGGGAGAUAGGGCAGCCUUUUUCAGUGCUGCAGAGCAGCAAGUUAUACUUCAGCGGUUUGAGGACCUAAAACAUAUUUUCAAUCACAAAAAUAAUACAACUGCUGCUGGUAAAGCGAGACAGGCAGCAUGGCAGAAAAUUGCCGAUUCAGUCAACGCGGUUAAUCCAUCUGGAGUAAAACGAAGUUGGCUGCAGGUCAAGGUGAAAUACAAGAACAUGGUACAAACAGCCAAAAAAGCAGAUCGGCGGAAGACCACGCUAGACCCACUGCAACCUGUCUUUUCUGCUGCAGAGGACCUGAUGGCUGAAACCCAUAAAUUCUGUUCCACUAUAGACACUAUCACAGAGGAAACCUCUUCCACAGAACUCAAGUCAACACUCUCCUGCUCAAACUUUGUGAGAGUGCUAGCAAACCACAUGACAUCAGAGGAGAUCACAGCAGAAUCUGGGUCCGAAGUGUCAUUGAAUAAUGCACCAGUCGUAUACAUUGACAAUGCUGAAGAUAUCACGUCAGAUUCGUCUAUACAUGAGGGUCCAGGCAUAAACGAGACCUCACCUGAGGCCACACCAUCCACUUCCAAAACAUGGAACAGCGAGGGGGACAAAAAAAGAAAGCCCUCAAAUGUCAAAGUGAAGGACUUGUAUAUGAAAUACUUGCAACAGGAGAUUGACUACAGGAGAUUAAAGAUGCAAAAGAUGUCCUUGGAGAUGAAAUUACUUGAGAAACAAUUAAAUUGCCUUGUUGAAGCAGCUCUCGGCGCCUGGUUUAGGAUUCAGGUAUGGCAUCAUCAAGAAUGGAAGACAGGGAUACUCAUUGUCAGCCACAAGCUGCCCAUCAAAACAACCUGAGAAGUAAGGGAGGACAAAGACCCAACACACCUCCAGGCUGUGUAAGGGCUAUUUGACCAAGAAGGAG
Molecule: messenger RNA, 941 nt
Organism: Oncorhynchus gorbuscha (pink salmon)
Lineage: Eukaryota; Metazoa; Chordata; Actinopteri; Salmoniformes; Salmonidae
Exons: 9
Coding region: 20-874 (284 amino acids)
Source: RefSeq, a predicted model, not a curated record